Molecule: messenger RNA, 1183 nt
Organism: Fragaria vesca subsp. vesca
Lineage: Eukaryota; Viridiplantae; Streptophyta; Magnoliopsida; Rosales; Rosaceae
Product: leucine-rich repeat extensin-like protein 6-like
Exons: 1
Coding region: 16-1134 (372 amino acids)
Molecular function (GO): protein binding
Source: RefSeq, a predicted model, not a curated record
AAGCUAGCAUAUUGUAUGUUUAGCUCUACUACAUUCCUUCAAAUGAUGAAAACCCCAAAUCUCACUCUAUUCCUUUUGAUCAUUGUCUCUAUGAUCACCUUCAUCUCCAAACCCUCGCACCAAGUUUCUUAUUCCCCUCAAACUUUUCCAGUUAAUGCUAGACUUCACAAGGCUUACCAAGCUCUCCAAGCAUGGAAAUAUGCCAUCACCUCCGACCCGAAUAACUUCACCGCCAACUGGUGCGGCCCCGAUGUCUGCAGCUACAAAGGAGUCUACUGUGCACAGGCCCUUGAUGACCCUGACAUCACUACCGUUGCCGGCGUAGACCUAAACCACGCCAACAUAGCCGGUUCAUUGCCUGAAGAACUCGGCCUGUUAGUCGACAUAGCUCUCCUGCACAUAAACUCAAACAACUUCUGUGGCACCAUUCCUUCUAGCUUUCGUGGUCUUUACCUUCUUUAUGAGCUAGACAUUAGUAACAACCAAUUCUCAGGUUCAUUUCCUUCAUCUGUUCUCUAUCUCCCUUCCCUCAAGUACUUGGACAUUAGAUACAACAACUUUGAAGGUCGAAUUCCGCCUGCCCUUUUCGACUUAAAGCUCGACGCCCUGUUCCUCAACAACAACAAGUUCAAGUGUUCAUUGCCUCAAAACAUCGGCAACUCCACAGUCUCCGCGAUCGUGUUAGCAAACAACAACUUCAAAGGUGGGUUUCCUUCAAGCUUGGCCAAAAUGAAGGAUACGUUAAACGAAGUCGUACUAACGAAUAGUGGACUAGAAGGGUGUUUGCCGUGGAAUAUUGGGUGCUUGGACAAAUUGAGAGUGUUUGAUGUAAGCAAUAAUAAGUUGGAUGGUUCAUUGCCGGAGUCAAUGGGUGGGAUGAAGAGCUUGGAGCUACUGAAUGUGGCAAAUAACGGAUUUUCGGGGCAGAUUCCGGCAAGUGUUUGUUCUUUGCAUAAGUUGGAGAGCUUUAACUCUUCGAGUAACUACUUCUGUGGUCAACCAGAGAUGUGUGUGAGGUUGAGAGAAACAGAUGAUAGGAAGAAUUGCAUUCCAUAUAGGCCAUUGCAGAGAUCGGCAAAAGAAUGCGCAUCAUUUCAUUUCCAUAAUAAACAUUUGGCCAACUGUGGAGCGUAACCAAUUCGCCACCAGCAUGAUUGACAAAGCAUAAAGUUCGAUUACUAGC